AAAGACUAUAUAAAGAAGGUAUAUAAGGUCCUCCAAAGACUGAGGGACGUAGGCCUUAACCUAGACCUUAAGAAAUAUAUAUUUGUAGUAAAGGAAGUUAAAUAUCUAAAGUAUAUCGUAGAGGCAAAGGUCUAUAUUCGCCCUAACCCUAAGAAGAUUAAAGCUAUCUAUAAGUAG
Messenger RNA from Thermothielavioides terrestris NRRL 8126, 177 nucleotides. RefSeq lists its product as uncharacterized. The transcript has a single exon. Lineage: Eukaryota; Fungi; Ascomycota; Sordariomycetes; Sordariales; Chaetomiaceae. The record is from RefSeq and is a predicted model, not a curated record. The annotation marks the transcript as partial.